Kalmanozyma brasiliensis GHG001 is the source of this 1575-nucleotide messenger RNA. RefSeq lists its product as uncharacterized. The record is from RefSeq and is a predicted model, not a curated record. NCBI's taxonomy places the organism in Eukaryota, Fungi, Basidiomycota, Ustilaginomycetes, Ustilaginales. The coding region runs from base 1 to 1575 and encodes 524 amino acids. The transcript has a single exon.
AUGCGACGCUCCCAUCCAACCGCGUUCGUCGUCAAGAAGCGCGACAGUUGCGCCGUCUGCACCAAUAUCCCUCCCUGCCCAUCCUGUCCCAAAGGCCAGCAGUGCCAACAGAUCUUCCGCUCCUCCUGUCAGGACUGUCCCGUCAAUCGCUGCAUCCCCAUCCCAGGCUAUGACGCUGGUGGAGGCACCAACAAGUCGGCUCUCGGCGGCGGUGUUGCUGCGCUCCUCAUUGUCGCGGCCGCCGCUGUUGCGUAUUGGUUCUGGCGGAGGCUCAAAGCGAAACGCCGUCGCAUCGCGUUGCACGAAGAUGCGGUCGAGCGUCGGGAAAAGGUUCGAAACGAGAAGGAGGCCACCACGCUUCAACUCGGUGGCGCUAAGGCGGGAAGCGACAACACUUCGCCAUUCGCCAUUGUCGACGAGGACGAGCUAGACGGCGAUACCGAGUAUACCCAGGUCACCGGCGGUCUGAACGACGGGGAUGCGCUAGGCUCGCUGGCCGAGCCCACCGCUUUCCGUCGCCGAUCGUUCGGUGCCGCCACGCAUCUAUCGCGCAUCACGGAGGGCGUCGAGGAAGACGAGGAGGAGGCCGUCGCCAACAAACGCAACACAAUCGGCUCUCUUCGGUCUGGGACGAUGAGCUUUGCCGGUACGGCACCGCGCAUCAGCGUCGGAUCGAGUGCCAGCCUCGGGUCCGCAAAUAUCAUUCCUAUCGCCUUCAGACCCCCGUCCCCUGCUUCUGCUGGUCAGAGCAGCAACGACGACGGCUACCAGUCGAUCUCUCCACUCGCCCUGCCUACCACGGCACACCGCGCAACCGGCGCCCCCGCUAUCCAAGUCAACACCGCCCGCAAUGGUCCCAUCCGCCCCACGCGCGCACCCGAUCUCAACCUCCGUCUUCCCGAAGCCCCUCACAAGCCAUCCACCUCCUCUCCCUUGGCCUCAGCGACACCCGCGUACGAGUUCAUGUCGAUCGACCCAGUCGAAGCGCUCAAGACGUCUGGCCCGUAUUCCCGCCCGGACCGCCCCCUGUCCAGCGCCACGGUCAACACGAUCAACAGCACCCAUUCGGGAAGCUUGUCGUACGUGAUGUCCGCUCCGCAGGUCAUCACGCCGGUGAGCGGGGAAGGUGUGCGUCGCGUGCAGUUGGGCAACGGAGGCAAGGCGCAGUUGGUCAAGGUACCAAGCCUCAAACGCAAAGAGGUCAAGGAGGAUCCGUUCAAAGACCCGGUCGAGCCCACCACUUCCGCCACCGCACCCGUCGGCACUGCUGAGGUUGGAGAAGAUGAGGACCUCCUUCCGCCGUCCAAAACCCGCUUCGCCUCUGCAAACGGUCGAGACUCAACAAUGUCCACCUCGACGCUGGGCAUUCCGUUCGGCGAAAACCCAUUCGGCCCCUUCGCCGGCGCCCCCACCGACCAGACCAGCCCGAGCGACGCCGAGGAGCGCAGCUCGUGGUUGGCCUCACGUGAUGCACCGCAGGAGAGGGGGACGGAUCCCUUCCAGGACCCCGAGAGGGCGAGUGUCGGAGGCGUCAGCUUGGGUCAGUUUCCGUUUGAUCUAGGCGACAACAGGUAG